Molecule: messenger RNA, 2952 nt
Organism: Balaenoptera musculus (blue whale)
Lineage: Eukaryota; Metazoa; Chordata; Mammalia; Artiodactyla; Balaenopteridae
Gene: SCAI
Product: suppressor of cancer cell invasion
Exons: 18
Coding region: 82-1902 (606 amino acids)
Biological process (GO): DNA-templated transcription
Cellular component (GO): nucleus
Molecular function (GO): transcription corepressor activity
Source: RefSeq, a predicted model, not a curated record
CUACUCCAGCCUCCGCCGCCUCAGCUUCCCGAGCGAGCCCUACGGCCGCCGGAGCAGCUCCCGCGGCGGAGCAGGAGCCGGAUGGUCAGAGGAGCCCGGCAGCCCCAGCAGCCGCGGAGUCGCCUGGGCCCCAGACUGACUGGCACAGUGGAGAAACCACCUCGAAAACGGAAAAGCAGGACUGAAUUUGCUCUUAAAGAAAUCAUGUCCUCUGGAGGUGCUGAAGAUGACAUCCCACAGGGAGAGAGGAAAACAGUUACAGACUUUUGUUACCUUCUGGAUAAAUCUAAGCAACUGUUCAACGGGUUAAGAGAUUUGCCACAAUAUGGGCAGAAGCAGUGGCAGUCUUAUUUUGGAAGAACUUUUGAUGUUUACACCAAACUCUGGAAGUUCCAGCAGCAGCACCGACAAGUCUUGGAUAAUCGGUAUGGCUUGAAGCGGUGGCAAAUAGGGGAAAUUGCUUCUAAGAUUGGGCAGCUAUACUACCAUUAUUACCUGCGCACAUCUGAGACCAGCUAUCUGAAUGAGGCUUUCUCCUUCUAUUCUGCAAUCAGACAGAGAUCAUAUUAUUCUCAAGUCAAUAAAGAGGACAGACCUGAGUUGGUAGUUAAGAAGCUACGAUACUAUGCAAGAUUUAUAGUAGUUUGUCUUCUUCUCAACAAAAUGGAUGUUGUAAAGGAUCUGGUGAAGGAACUCUCGGAUGAAAUUGAAGAUUAUACUCACCGCUUUAAUACUGAAGAUCAAGUGGAAUGGAACCUGGUGCUUCAAGAAGUAGCAGCUUUCAUUGAGGCAGACCCUGUGAUGGUAUUAAAUGAUGAUAAUACCAUUGUUAUCACGUCUAAUCGCCUUGCUGAAACAGGAGCCCCAUUGCUGGAACAGGGCAUGAUUGUGGGACAGUUGUCUCUGGCUGAUGCACUCAUUAUUGGUAAUUGUAAUAACCAGGUUAAGUUCAGUGAACUAACUGUUGACAUGUUCCGGAUGUUACAAGCCCUGGAAAGGGAGCCAAUGAAUUUAGCUUCCCAGAUGAAUAAACCAGGAAUGCAGGAAUCAGCUGACAAGCCUACCAGGCGAGAAAACCCCCACAAGUACCUACUCUACAAACCAACGUUCAGCCAACUAUACACAUUCUUAGCAGCAUCUUUUAAGGAGCUGCCUGCCAAUAGUGUGCUUCUGAUUUACCUGUCAGCCACUGGCGUUUUCCCCACAGGUCGUUCUGAUAGUGAAGGUCCUUAUGAUUUUGGAGGGGUACUUACUAAUAGUAACCGAGAUAUUAUAAAUGGAGAUGCCAUCCACAAACGAAAUCAGUCCCACAAGGAAAUGCACUGCCUUCAUCCUGGAGAUCUCUAUCCCUUCACAAGGAAGCCCCUGUUCAUCAUUGUGGAUUCAUCCAAUAGUGUUGCGUAUAAGAAUUUCACAAACUUAUUUGGACAGCCACUAGUCUGCUUGCUUUCUCCUACAGCAUAUCCAAAAGCUUUACAAGAUCAGUCUCAACGAGGUAGCCUGUUCACUCUCUUUUUGAACAAUCCUCUAAUGGCCUUCCUAUUUGUCUCUGGAUUGUCAAGCAUGCGUAGAGGCCUAUGGGAAAAGUGUCAAGAAUAUCUUCGAAAAAUCAACCGCGAUAUUGCCCAGCUACUGACCCAUUCACGUUCAAUAGAUCAGGCAUUUCUCCAGUUCUUUGGAGAUGAAUUUCUUCGCUUGCUUCUCACAAGAUUUAUCUUUUGUUCAGCCACCAUGAGGAUGCACAAGAUUUUUCGGGAAACACGAAAUUAUCCAGAAUCAUAUCCACAACUGCCAAGGGAUGAAACAGUGGAGAACCCUCACCUCCAGAAGCACAUUUUGGAAUUAGCAUCCAUUCUGGAUGUGCGAAACGUAUUCCUUGAGAAUACCAUAGAUGACUAUUAAAACAAAAAUCCUCUGUUGAAACAAGUUUUCAUUUGCCACAGAUUUUAAAUGGUGCAGUUUUCUAAUGUGAUGACAGACACAUAGUGGUGUUAUUUAGCUUUUAUUUUUCAAUUUAGGACCACCAUUUUAAAAACAAGCUGAAAAAAAUUGUUCAAACUUUUAGGGUAACUGUUUUAAAAUACAGUAUUUCAGGUCUUUUAAAAACUCGAUUAAUCUUGGAAUUUUUAUUUUUUGGUUUUGAGGUACGGAUACUUACCUCUAACAUCUGAUCCUACACUCAUAUAGUCACUAUUCUCACCCUGAGAAGAGUAAAUCAUUUAUUUUUGUAUAAUGAGGAAAACCCAACUCUUAUACUUGGACCUUAAAUGUGUGGAUUUGGAAAAUAUGUAAUUGUUCACAAAUAUGAAACUAGCCAGCAUGGACUACUAAGAAUCAAGAACAGAGCCCUUCCAUAAUAUUUCUUUUCAUUCCAAGUUAGUAGAUAGAAAAAUAUGUGAUUCUUUGAAGCCUAAUCAAGAUAGUUCUUAAAAGCAUUUAAUUCGUUUAAAUGCUGUCAAAAUUUCAGUAACUGUAUAGGAUUGAUUUGCAUCUGAAAAGCUGAAUCUUUAAUUGGGGUCUUGAGAUGAUACAUAUCAUUUGGAAUGUGUGAGUCCUGUGUUAUCAUAAGAUAUGUUUGCAUAUUUUGUUUUCUUUGUAGUCUUUGAAUGCUGGAAGUGAAAAACAAUAACUUUUAAAUCUUUCAGUCAAAAAAUCAGAUUGUCGUUUUCAUAAUACAGUGUUUCCAUAGGAAUUCCAUUUAAACUUUUAUUAAUUAAUGAGAUCAAGUUUAAAGACUGUCUAGGUUGAGGUCUGUGGUAUACAGUAGAGAGUUUGUAAUCUUUUUGCCUAGUUCAGAUUUAUGAAACUUCAGAGUAGUUACUAAUUUUAGUUGAGGGUAACUGAAUUGUUAUAUAAUUAAAAUGGAAGUUGCUUUUGCAUUGACAAUUUGGAAAUUAGGUUUUUAAAAACUCCUUAUAUUUACAAUUUUAUAUUUCAUGCACAAGUUUUUUA